This is a messenger RNA of Paraphaeosphaeria sporulosa, 1086 nucleotides long. RefSeq lists its product as uncharacterized. Lineage: Eukaryota; Fungi; Ascomycota; Dothideomycetes; Pleosporales; Didymosphaeriaceae. The transcript has 4 exons. Bases 1 to 1086 code for a protein of 361 amino acids. The record is from RefSeq and is a predicted model, not a curated record.
AUGUACUCGCGCCAGAACAACCAGUAUCCCGUGCCCGCACCGCAGUCGCAGGGCGCCCUCGCGCCGCCCAAACCAGACGCGCUGCCUCCGCUGCCGCCCGUCCAGGACCAGCCCGCCAUGAACCACCUGCCGCCGCACCAGCCGCCGUCCCAGGUGCCCGUCUACCGGAACGACCACCUGCAGCCCUUCACCGGCUCCAAGAAUGGCAAGAUGUACCGACUUGUGGUGGAGCAGCAGCCCAUCCGCGCGCGCAUGUGCGGCUUCGGCGACAAGGACCGCCGGCCCAUCACGCCGCCGCCCUGCGUGCGCCUGAUCGUGUGCGAUGCGGCCACGGGCAAGCCCAUCGACGCCAACGACAUCGACAGCACCUUCUUCGUCCUGACGGUCGACCUCUGGGAUGCCGACGGCGCCCGCGAGGUCAACCUUGUGCGCCAUAGCAGCGGCGCCCCGACCGUCAGCAUCUCGAGCAGCACCACCACCUCGUACCCGCCGCCCGUGGAGCGUCCGGCCAUGUACAUGCCCCAGGUCAUGCCCGGCAUGCCCCAGGUCGACGCAUACGGCCGCCACAUGCCCCAGACUGCAUAUCCCCCAGCCAACAUGCCCGCCUACAACGCGUACCCGGCCCCUGCUCAAGGAUAUCCCUAUCCCGGUACUGCCUACCCCACCAGCUCCAUGCCCAUGGCUCCGUUGCCCGCUCCCACCUCCACGAAUGGCAUGUUCACCAGGAACCUCAUCGGCAGUCUGUCGGUCAACGCAUUCAAGCUCACCGACACGGAGAACCAGCUCGGGUUCUGGUUCGUGCUUCAAGACCUGUCUGUGCGGACAGAAGGCACCUUCAGACUGAAGAUGAACUUUGUUGAUGUUGGCAGUGGCUCGGGAAACAACACUCUCAACACUGGCCGUGCUCCUGUUCUGGCUACCUGCUUCUCGGAUCAGUUUCAAGUCUACUCGGCAAAGAAGUUUCCCGGUGUCAUUGAAAGCACGCCUCUGAGUAAAACUUUCGCAAGCCAAGGAAUCAAGAUUCCAAUUCGGAAGGAUGGUCCCAAGAAUCUCAGCAACCAGGCCGAGUAUGACAACGACGACUAA